This is a messenger RNA of Dufourea novaeangliae, 2622 nucleotides long. Its product is annotated as M-phase inducer phosphatase 1-like. Bases 207 to 2225 code for a protein of 672 amino acids. Lineage: Eukaryota; Metazoa; Arthropoda; Insecta; Hymenoptera; Halictidae. Gene Ontology annotation, cellular component: nucleus; cytoplasm. Gene Ontology annotation, biological process: G2/M transition of mitotic cell cycle; protein dephosphorylation; positive regulation of G2/M transition of mitotic cell cycle. Gene Ontology annotation, molecular function: protein tyrosine phosphatase activity. The record is from RefSeq and is a predicted model, not a curated record. The transcript has 5 exons.
UCGUUUAGCAUGACAAGAGUUAAUUGAGCUUCCUGUGUUCAUAAAAGUUAACGAAGUUUAAUUUCUGACAGUUCUUUUUGGCAUGUUGAUCAGAUACAUUGAAACGGAACUACCAACAGUAUUAUCUAUAGAAAGUACGUCCUUUAAAGACUGAACCGAUAGUGUACUGCGGAAAAGUUGACUAAUAUCUUCGACACAAAGUUAGAAUGUUAUCGUGUAUUGCGGAAAUGAUAGAAAGUUCGCCGAGUAAGUCCGAAGAAGGAGCAUCCACGGUGUACGAGUCGCCAAUCACUGGGAUUGUUCGUGGAUUGAUGAAGUCUACGCUCUCGCCGCGGAAUCAUUUGAAUUGUGAUGGUACCGAAACCGAAGAAAACCGUCUAAAUUCCGUUACUGCGUGCAAUCGGCCUGAACGCGGCGUCUUAGGAUCGAGGAGUACGAACGAAGGGCUCUUUAAGGAUGCCUUCAAGUUCAAGAGUACUCCAGAGAACACGGUGAAAUCCAAGCCGAAGGUGCGUCGACUUCUCGGCAUGGCGUCCCGACGUUUUUCCAGUACGGAAUCGGUGUCGCCCUCUGUCGAGAAAGAAAACAGCAAUACUGGUUGCAGUCCACGGGGUAUCAGCCCGCAGAAGAUCGUGGGGGGAAAAAAGUCCCGAUAUCCGCUGGAAGAUUGCGACCCUAACAGUCAGGACAGUGGAUACGAGGCAAGUUAUCCGGAAAAAGAAGAAAAGCCACGGGAGGCGUUCCGAUUUGUAGAACCGAUGGCCGUUGCUCCGCGACGGACAUCGAUCGAAUCACGAAGUCCGAUGGAAUCACCGGUGCGAUCCUCGCCGCGACGAAUGCGCGCGAGACGACCCACCCUCUUUCGGAGUCUUUCUUCCGGCUACGAAAGCAUGGAUGAUGGUUUCAACGAUCUGAUCGACGUGGAGCCUCUGGAAGAUACAACACGCCUACCGAACGGCAUCUCGACUCUUCUUUGCGGUGAUAUCGUCGGCACAGGAACGUUUUCCGACGUGACGACCGCCAUCAAUAUAGAUUCGAACUUCAGCCCUAGUACACCGGAAUUCCCUCGCACGAAUCGCACCGGCAACUUCAGACGAUCGCUCUCGUUGCAAAACGAAAGAUCCGAAACGCGCAAGAACUCGUCGCUCUCAAAAGUACGCUCUUGUCUGUUUCGUUCUCCGAACGCGAAUUCCUCGACUGUGAAUCCGGGUUUCGAGGACGAUCCGUUGUUGGCGAUGACAGUCCCCGUGUCUCAUCGCCGACGAGUCGGCUACGGUUACGACCACGAGAACGACUUUGGUUCUCCGCUAUCCGUCCGAACGUUCAAACGACCGGAUCCACCGAUCGACGAUAGUCCGAAAUUAGUGAAAAAGUCUCGGAGAUCGAGCACCAGCUUUCUCGACGCGAUAAGACAUUGCAACGGCAUCGAUGUGUCGACUUCCAGUUCCCGGUUCGCCGGAAUUCCUUUCCAGAGAAGUUUGUCCGAAACAUCGGCAACCAUCACGGCGAUGGCAAUGGCGAUCGAAACGACAUGCGCGGAUACGCGACAGGAAACACAAGCGGAAACGGAAACUCACGCGCUCAUAAAGUCAGCUAUUCAUCGUAGUAGCACCGACAUGGAUCUUACGGGUGACUUCAGUAAAUCAUGCGUUUUACCAUUAGCCACCGGCCAUCACGAAGACUUGAAAUCGAUUUCGGUGGAUACGUUGGCCGCUCUGAUUCGUGGAGAGUUCCACGAUCGCAUUGGUUCUUUCAAGAUCGUAGAUUGUCGUUACCCGUACGAGUUCGAUGCCGGACACAUUCAGGGUGCCCUGAAUCUGUACAGCAAGGACCUAAUCGAGCGAAUACUGUUAGACCCUUUAACCAAUACGCCUGAGAUCCAACCGGAUACGAACAAGAGGAAUAUUCUGGUAUUCCACUGUGAAUUCUCCUGGGAACGCGGCCCAAAUCUUUCGCGGUUUUUGCGAAACUUAGAUCGACAACGUAACAAAGAACACUAUCCCGCUCUGUAUUAUCCAGAAGUUUAUCUGCUGCACGGUGGAUACGAACAAUUCUACAAAGAACAGAAAGGACUGUGUUCGCCGCAAGGUUAUCGACCGAUGAGACAUCCGGAUCACGAAGCGGAUCUCAAGCAAUUUCGAAGUAAGAGCAAAAGUUGGCAAGGCGAGAAAUCAAGAAUCUGCGCUGGUGCGACGCGAACCAAUUUGAAGCGUCUAGGUUUUUAAUUGCAACAAUAAUUUGUCAACCCUUCCUCCUUUCUCUAUUCUCUCUUCUCUCAGUCGGAUUGUUCGUUUCUACUUUCUCACUUUACUCCGUAUUUACGUGUAAAUAGCUUGUAUCGUUCUGAUACGUUUACUUAUAUUUUAGUGAAUUCUAGUACAAGGAAACAAAAAGCGCUUAUUUUUAACGACGGACGACACGGCGACCGUCGAGACGUUAUCUAAAAAGAAAAAAAGUUGAACGUUAGCAUUAUCGAAGUUUGCGCGUUUGACUCGAUGACGUGUAUAAACGGUUAAUACCGAAAUCGUUACAAAUUUACGGCUUCGUGUGUACGCAAAGAUAGCAAUGCCGGCGGAGAUGAGCGAACGCGAAUAGGAUCGUGAAACGAUGAAGCGAAUAGAA